AUGCAGGUGGAUAAAAGCUCGGAGUUCAUGAAACUAUGUAUGUUUGGGGAUAAUUUUGCCAAUAAAUUGGAGUCCAUACCUCUAUCAAGUGAUCCGGUUGCCCGUCGAAUUGAUGAUAUAGCUGAAGAUGUAGAACAUCAGCUACUCGGGAAGUUACGAGACAAGUUGUUUUCAAUUCAGCUUGAUGAGGCAACGAACAGCCAUAAAGAUGCUCAUCUUAUUGAAUACGUAAGAUUUUGUGAUGGCAUAUCAGUAGUAGAAGAACUACUUUUCUGGAAACCUAUAGAGCUCAAAGCAACAUAG
Molecule: messenger RNA, 303 nt
Organism: Acanthoscelides obtectus
Lineage: Eukaryota; Metazoa; Arthropoda; Insecta; Coleoptera; Chrysomelidae
Source: the annotation of a GenBank genome assembly